Messenger RNA from Serpula lacrymans var. lacrymans S7.9, 1035 nucleotides. RefSeq lists its product as uncharacterized. Lineage: Eukaryota; Fungi; Basidiomycota; Agaricomycetes; Boletales; Serpulaceae. Gene Ontology annotation, molecular function: protein N-terminal-serine acetyltransferase activity; protein-N-terminal-alanine acetyltransferase activity. The record is from RefSeq and is a predicted model, not a curated record. The transcript has 2 exons. The coding region runs from base 120 to 887 and encodes 255 amino acids.
ACCGCGAGUAAGCCUUAUAAUAAUCGGGCCAUACUUGAGUUAUGCACAGAGUGCUGACUGAAGCGGCCCAUUUUAUGUGACGAGAUCAAAUUCGCAGAACCGCGUUAUAAGUGCUUACCAUGUCUUACAUCAACUCAUACCAUGCUCCCGAACUGCCAGCUCUCUCCGAUGAAGAACUCCUUGGUCCAGAACCAUAUGACGUGAACUUCCUCUAUCGUCCUGGCGAUCUCUCCACCGAUCGCAUCCGCUUGACACCCUUUAUCCCCCGCUUACAUGCUGAGGCCUUUCUCGCUGGUAUCAAAGGACAUGAUGAUGUAUUCAAGUACAUACCAUUAUCGCUCGACACACCCCAGCUUUUACUCGGUUUCACGGAGUUCUUAGUACGCAGACAACCCGAAAACAUUCUCUUCGCCAUCAUCGACACGACCCGACCCGAUCCCGCAAGGCCUGAGCUACAAGGGAGCCUCGCAGGGUUAAUUGGGCUCUUAUACACGUCGACGAUGAUGCUCAAAACGGAGAUGGGGCCUGUCGUCGUUCUACCAGCAUUCCAGCGAACGCACGUGGCAACUCAUGCUGUUGGCACACUGCUGAGAUAUGCACUGGAAACGCCCACUAAUGGCGGGAUGGGAAUGAGACGAGUGGCAUGGACGGCGCAUCCAGAUAAUGUAUCAUCUCAUAAGGCUGCGACAAGGAUGGGUUUUAAAGUAGAAGGACAGCUAAGAUGGUUUAUGACAAUGCAGCCUGGAAGUGUAGAGGGACUUGCUGUGAGAGAGGGAGAUCCAACGCCAGAAAAACUAGGGAGGGAUAGUGUUUUAUAUGCGAUCUGUUGGGAUGAUUGGGAGAAGGAAGCGAGGGAACUUGUAAAUCGCGCAAUUACACGUAUCUGAGCUGAUGAUCAUGAGCUCGUUCUCAACUACUAGCGUCCUAUUGCUGUUGUUAGAUAGCUCUACACCUAUAAUUUGCACGUGUACCAAUCCAUGGAUCAUUGAAAUUUGGACCAGAGCAAUCACAGUUAUGGGCGACUCGUACCAGUCA